AUGGGUGAGGCAAUGUUUAUAUCAGAUCGUGAAGAAAUGUUGGUCUGUGUAGCAUCACUGAAUACUUGGUCUGUACCCUCUGUGGAGAAGAUAGCAUCACUUCGUCUGGGAACGAUUUUAAUCGUGAAUUAUGGUCAAAAUCCUGAUCUUGAGAGUGCCUGCGCCGCCAACCUCUGCUUCCCAGGUGUAAGCUGCAUAGACACAUAUAACGAGACCUGGUACAUCUGCGGCAGUUGUCCUCCGGGUUACUACGGUGAUGGACAGACCUGUACUAAACUGCAGUGCCCGAGCGGGUACGCGGGCGACGGCGAGACGUGCGGCCCCGACAGCGACCAGGACGGCUUCCCCACCCGCGGGCUGGCCUGCGCCGAGCCCGGCUGCGUCCAAGACAACUGCCCGACGUGGCCCAACUCUGGCCAGGAGGACGCCGACGGGGACGGCCUCGGCGAUGCGUGCGACGACGACGCCGACGACGACACCUUGGAAAACGAUGUGGACAACUGCCCCCUCGUGGCCAACCUCGGCCAAGCUGACGGCGACGGUGACAGCGUGGGCGAUGCCUGUGACAACUGCCCCGCCCUCGCCAACUCGGAUCAGGGCGAUGCUGACGGCGACGGUGUGGGCGACGCGUGCGAUCCUGACAAGGACAGUGACGGUGUAUUAAACGGCGCUGACAACUGCCCGGUAGUUUCCAACACCGACCAGCUUGACACCGACGGCGACGGACUGGGCGACGCGUGUGACAACUGCCCGUCUGCUGCCAACGCGGACCAGGCAGAUGCGGACCAGGAUCUCGUCGGUGACGCCUGCGACACUGGCAUAGACACGGACAUGGACUCCGUCCAGGACAGCCUCGACAACUGCCCGAACGACGUCAACAGCGACCAGGGCGACGCAGACGCAGACGGCGUGGGCGAUGUGUGCGACUCAGACGCCGAUUCCGAUGGCAUUCUCGGAGCGUUCGACAACUGCCCGCUCGUGCCCAACGUCGACCAGGACGACAUGGAGGGCGACGGCGUGGGCGACGCAUGCGCACUCGACUUCGAUGGCGACGGCCACCUCGACGCCAACGACAUCUGCCCCAAGAACGGUGCCAUUUUCGAGCAGGACCUAGGGUCAGUUCCGCCUCCAGCUCAGCAUGAAACGAACAUGAUUAAUGAAAGUGAUAUGACCUUUGCUGAAGCGCCGGGCCGUGAUAUCGCCUUCUAUAAACUAUUAGACCUGCAGGAGCUGUUGAUGGACGACCCAGCGUCCUACGACCCGGCCAACUGGGUCGUUUGGGCCAAAGGAUCGCAGAUCCAGGAGACGUUGGAAUCUGACCCAGCGGUGGCUUUAGGUGAGGGGAUGGUGCCUGGCGUAUGGUGCCUGGCGUAUGGUGCCUGGCGUAUGGUGCAUGGUGUAUCGUGUGUGUAUUUGCUCUAUGGUGGCUGUUGUAUGGUGUAUCGUGUGUGGGGUUUGCUCUAUGACUGGUGUAUGGUGCUUGGCGCAUCGGUGUGA
Molecule: messenger RNA, 1497 nt
Organism: Penaeus indicus
Lineage: Eukaryota; Metazoa; Arthropoda; Malacostraca; Decapoda; Penaeidae
Product: cartilage oligomeric matrix protein-like
Exons: 9
Coding region: 1-1497 (498 amino acids)
Biological process (GO): cell adhesion
Molecular function (GO): calcium ion binding
Source: RefSeq, a predicted model, not a curated record